AGAAGACAAAGUUCUCUGGUUUUACAACAACCAACGUUUUGUCCAGAAGCGGGUUAUACAUUUUUUAAACCACAAAAUAAGGCUGAGAAUAUCUGCUGAGUUUGAACAAUGCCAGGUGACACAUUUCUAUUUUGACUUUCCUCUUUCACUUGAAGUAGCACUUGUCGCAACUCUCUAAGACUAUUUCACUCCAAUUUGAAGAUAACUGGCUCUGCCCCAAGAGGCGACGUCUCUCUUAUCACCCGCUGUGUUCGCAGAUGGUCACACGUAUAUAAGAGGCCCUUUCUCCACAGCACACACCAACAAACAGCCGGCAACAAGUACUGGAGAUCACCUCACUCCUCGUGCUUUGGUCAGAAUUCUUUAUCUUUCCCUUCGCGACAUUGUCAGAUUGUGACAGGAGAAAGUUCCUAUCCAGUUCUCUCUCUGGUCUUAAACGUACGUCACCGCUAGAGAGCGCCUGUGCCUGUCUUGUUCAGUCAGAAAACAGCACACAGAGAGGCUUCCACAGUUCCAGUGUCACGCCAAAACCUGACCACCUCUAACCAUGAAUGUUCUAGUUGUACUGGCAGCUGUGUUGGCCUGUGUGGCUUCUGAGAGCAUUGCGUUCAAAAACUGCACCAAGGUGACAAACCCCGGUAGUGCCGCCUCUGUGUCGCUGAGUCCCUGCACCAGCCAGCCGUGCAACUUCAAGAAGGGAGACACAGUCAUUGUGACCAUCGACUUCACGGCUCAGGAGACCUCGUCCACCCUCAAGGCCACUGUGUACGGCAUUGUGUUUGGCAUCCCUGUCCCCUUCCCCCUGCCCAACCCUGACGCCUGCACCAACAGUAACAUCACGUGCCCCAUACAGAAAGGCCAGAGCUACACCUACUCCUCCAACUUCAAAGUCCUGGACGAAUAUCCUGAUAUCAACGUGAUCGUCAUGUGGAGGCUGGACGGUGCGGUCAAUGACGUCUGCUUCACCUUCCCGAUGUCCAUUUCCGGCUGAGUGGACAAGGUGACGUCACAGGGGGUGAUCCAGGAACUGACCAAGAACAACAGAUCUGGAUGUGAUUGUAGAAGCAGUGAAAUCCUGGAGUGUAGUUCAUAAAGUCAAACGAGAGGACGAUAUCUUUACUGGGAUCUACUACCGGAUUGGGAGGGGGGAGUUUUGUAUGAGGAAGGGUGCAGAGGGGAGGUUAGGAAGAGUGGUUUUGCCAUAUUAUAAGUGCAGUGUAUUUUUUGUACAUGUGUGGUUAUGGAAAUAAGAGAUUGGGGGGGGGGGGUGUUUAAUAAAGUUGUUCCUCUUUUAAUUUCUAUGUUUCUUGGGGGGGAGGGGAGUGGUUAAAGAUUUUCUUCUUUUUGUAAAAUAUAUUUUGGUGGGCGUUUUCUUUGAAUUUCAUUUUGUUAUUUUUGUUACUUGUAUUGAUGACGGAAUAAAGUACGGAAGAUUUUUUCAAAUA
Aplysia californica (California sea hare) is the source of this 1445-nucleotide messenger RNA. Its product is annotated as NPC intracellular cholesterol transporter 2. Lineage: Eukaryota; Metazoa; Mollusca; Gastropoda; Aplysiida; Aplysiidae. The record is from RefSeq and is a predicted model, not a curated record. The transcript has 4 exons. Gene Ontology annotation, biological process: intracellular cholesterol transport. The coding region runs from base 548 to 991 and encodes 147 amino acids. Gene Ontology annotation, molecular function: sterol binding.